Messenger RNA from Zingiber officinale, 1771 nucleotides. RefSeq names its product galactolipase DONGLE, chloroplastic-like. Lineage: Eukaryota; Viridiplantae; Streptophyta; Magnoliopsida; Zingiberales; Zingiberaceae. Gene Ontology annotation, molecular function: glycerophospholipid phospholipase A1 activity. Bases 353 to 1591 code for a protein of 412 amino acids. Gene Ontology annotation, cellular component: chloroplast. The record is from RefSeq and is a predicted model, not a curated record. Gene Ontology annotation, biological process: lipid metabolic process. The transcript has a single exon.
GACCUGUCCGAAAAGGAAUCCCCUUUAUAAGAGAUCUUACGACAGAUCGUGUUCCCUAGCCAAGUGCUGCGUUGGCACAUACAAUGGACGGGGAAGACAACCGCACCCUCCACGUUUCAAAUGAAAUCCAACCACCCCCUUUGACCUUACUCAUGCUUGUCAACGAUGGGUCCCCAGGUUGACUUUAAUGUUCCACGUCAACAGACGUCAAAUUGUUCGUGAGAGACAUAGCUGUAAAUGGAAAUUCAACGUUGAAGUUUGACGUCCAAAUUAAACCUCGUUUACCUAUAAAUAGAAGUCGUUUCUCACUUAUCUGCAUCUCAACUAACCUCUAAUUCCAUCCAUUAAUUCUAUGGCGGCAGCGUGCCUUCCGGCUUCCCGUUGUUGUGCCGGCGUCACUGUGUGCCGGCGGGUGGACGCCUCGGCCUUUGCGGAGGCUUCGAACGAGAUGGAGUUCGCACCGGCAGUUUCAGUGCCCAGAAGGAUUGCGGUGAAGAACACGCCGGCGCCGGUUCCAGCUAAAGCGACAGGGCCAGGGCAGAUGAUGAAUGUGUGGAAGGAGAUGGAGGAUUGGGAGUCAGUGGGGGCGGCGCCGCCUCUGCAGCCACUUCUGAGGGAAGGGAUCGCUCGCUACGGCGAGCUUGUAGCUGCUUGCUACAAGGCCUUGGACCUCAACCCUUCCUCCGACCGGUACCUCAACUGCAAGUACGGCAAGAAGAGCAUGCUCCGUGGGGUGGGCAUGGCGGACUCCGGCUACUACGUCACCAAGUACGUUUACGCCGCCCCCCAUUUCAGGCUCCCCAUCGCUGCCAGCAACUGCAGUCCCUGGAUUGGCUACGUCGCCGUGUCCUUCUCCGACUGCCUCUGCCUCCGCCGCGAAAUCCUCGUGUCCUUCCGCGGCACCGUCACUGGCACCGAGUGGAUUGCGAACCUGAUGAGUUCUCUGGAGGCGGCGCGGUUCGACCCGCAUGACCCCCGCCUUGACGUCAAGGUCGCCUCCGGCUUCCUCAGCCUCUACACCUCCGGCGACAGCUCCACCAAGUUCGGCAGCGGCAGCUGCCGCGAGCAGCUCCUCUCCGAGCUGUCCCGCCUCCUCUGCGAGUACAAGGGCGAGGAGGUGAGCAUCACGCUGGCCGGCCACAGCAUGGGCAGCGCCCUCGCGCUGCUCCUCGGCUACGACAUCGCCGAGCUCGGCCUCAACCAGCUGGGGCGGCGCAGGUCGGCGCCCGUCAUGGUCUGCUCCUUCGGAGGGCCCCGCGUCGGCAACGCCGAGUUCAAGAGGCGGUGCGAGGAGCUCGGGGUGAAGGUGCUGCGGGUGGUGAACGUGAACGACCUGGUGACGAAGUUGCCGGGAGUCAUCUUCAACGAGAAUUUCAGGAACCCGGUGGGCGGCGGCAGAUCCAGCUACGCUCACGUCGGCGUGGAACUGGCGCUGGAUUUCUUCGAGGUGCAGGACUACCCGGCCUGCGUGCAUGACCUGGACGCCUACAUCCGGCUCUUGAAGUGCCCCGACAGUGACGACAUGGUGCGAGCGAAGCGGAAGGGGGCGGCCUCCGCCGCCGCCUUCGACAUAGUGAAGAAGGCGAGAUAGUGCUUGGGGAGAAGUCAGCGACUCGACGCAUGGAGAUGGCAGGACGCCGCCAUGCACGUGAGCCAUUGGACAUCUGAAGCUUGCAGACUGUUAAAAGGCAGUUAAUUAGUUACCUCAUUUUUUUGAAUUAUUUUAAUGGACGUGUAUUUUUUUUUUAAAGAAUCAUGUCGAUUACUUAUA